ACUGAGCACAAACCGUCCGCUCCAGCCUCUUUAUAAAAGCGCUAUAUUUACCGGACUCGACGCUGUUUCCUGAGCUCUCACAAUUGGCCAGGAGCACGCAGCAGGAACAGUUAUAAAGAUUCGGAGGACGUCCUACCUCUGAAACUUGUUCAUGACUUCAGACGGAGAGGACGCACGGAGAUAGUCGCACUGAUUCUGGCGCGGCUGAGCAAAGAUAAACUGUAGAGGUUUUAGCACUAUUCAACAAAACUAUGGCUUUAUCCGGAGUGAUGCUCCCGUCUUUUUCAACGUUCACAAACCAAAGAGAAAAAACCUGGGAAAACAGGUGGAAGUCAGAGAUGGACAAGCCAGUGUCUGGCAGCUGCUCCAUGUUCAAGGACGACGAGGAUCUCAGUAACUACUUAGAUCUGGAUUUUAUUUUGGCGAACACCGCGGGAUCAGACAACACAGCGGAGUUUGUGGGCUCCGCUGCGGACCAGAGUAUGUUCCCGGUGGUGGAGGAGCAGCGGUCGCCUCCGCCUCCGUACGGGGCAAGCCUCAUGACAGAGCUGCUGCGCUCCGACCCUCCCGCACCCGCCAACGGCAGCUACGGCAUCCAGGGCCGCUUUUACAUCAACACUGCGCCUUACCCGCGCCAGGACAUCAAAGUAGAGCCCCCUAUGGACAGUUACGGCCCCGUGAUGGGAAUGGUGCCUCAGAGCUGCAACAAAAUCAAACAAGAAGGGAACGUUUCAUGCAUGAUGCCUUUCGAGCAGCCGCGCGUGGCCAUCUCUCCGCGCGCUGCCAGCAGCAUGACCCCGCCCCUCAGUCCCGAUGACCAGGGCGCCUCAGACUGCCAGCCCGCUCUCUGCCACAACAUCAACUUUCAGCACAAGUUCCACCCCACGCAGCAGUUCCCCCCACAGAUGCACGUGCAGUAUCACGCCCCGCACGCGCCCUACGCCAUGUACGACGAGAGUCUGGGUCUGCAGCCGGGAGCUCAGAGAGUAAUGCUCACGCCGCCCUCCUCCCCUCUGGAGCUGAUGCACGAGAACAAGCCCAAGAGAGGCCGCCGCACGUGGCCCCGGAAGCGCACUGCAACGCACACCUGCACGUUCGCAGGUUGUGGCAAGACAUACACAAAAAGUUCUCACCUCAAGGCUCAUCUUCGCACUCACACAGGUGAGAAGCCCUAUCACUGCAGCUGGGAGGGCUGUGGAUGGAAAUUCGCCCGCUCUGAUGAGUUGACCCGUCACUUCCGCAAGCACACCGGACACCGACCCUUCCAGUGCCACCUCUGCGAAAGAGCUUUCUCCCGGUCCGACCACCUGGCUCUGCACAUGAAGAGGCACAUGUGAACUGGACUCUGACUCGGGUUCAUAAUUGUGUGAUUUGUCUGAUGUAUUUUUAUUUAAAUUGUUCCUGAAGCGACCAAAGCCUUUUAUAUAUUGAAUUAAACUAUUUGUGUUUAUUAUUUUUUCAAAUAAUGUAGCUGGUACUACUUUGGUAUAGAGCUUUAGAGAAGCUGAGGGGCUGGCCCUGUAGAUACUACUCUCUUUGGACACAACUGGACCUGUGUUUGACACAGAAGUGCCUUUCUGCCUGAGCUACUGUACUCACAGAACCCCACUAUUCAGCAGAGUAGUGCCGACUGGACCAAAGUGCACAUAGAGUUUGUGCGGAAGACAAUGUUUUAUUUAACUGCCUCACUCUUAAUGUUAAACCAAUCUUUACUUGGGUGAUAUGUCUCUUCCUCGUGAACCAGCCCCUCUCUACACUAUCAGGGCUUGACGUCCUGUGCAUUAUUUUGUACUUAAAUUUAUAUAAAUAUGUACAUGGAUUUUAUACUGUAAAAACUGUAUUUAUUGUAAAUAUUAAACCAAUGAAAUUGA
Molecule: messenger RNA, 1871 nt
Organism: Boleophthalmus pectinirostris (great blue-spotted mudskipper)
Lineage: Eukaryota; Metazoa; Chordata; Actinopteri; Gobiiformes; Gobiidae
Gene: klf2b
Product: Kruppel-like factor 2b
Exons: 3
Coding region: 252-1337 (361 amino acids)
Biological process (GO): regulation of transcription by RNA polymerase II
Molecular function (GO): DNA-binding transcription factor activity, RNA polymerase II-specific; RNA polymerase II cis-regulatory region sequence-specific DNA binding
Source: RefSeq, a predicted model, not a curated record